This is a messenger RNA of Closterium sp. Naga37s-1, 473 nucleotides long. NCBI's taxonomy places the organism in Eukaryota, Viridiplantae, Streptophyta, Zygnematophyceae, Desmidiales, Closteriaceae. The record is from the annotation of a GenBank genome assembly.
GAACCUUAAUGAGACCAAAGUCACAUGCCCGCCUGACAGCACACCAUGUGUGGUUCAGCAGAAUCCUCAAAGUGUUUUCUGCCUCACAUGCCCCUCCUUCUGCAUCACAUGUGGACCCUUCUCCCCAUAUCCAGCGCCCCCCUCUCUACCUCCUCAGCCCUGGGCCAUGCCUUCAGCACCCCCCUCCCUACCUACUGAGCCCUGGGCCAUGCCUUCAGCACCCCCCUCCCUACCUACUGAGCCCUGGGCCAUGCCUUCAGCGCCUUCCACAACGGCCCCAUCCUCCUCCUCCGCACCCCCUCUCUCGCCUGAAGCUUUUACCGACUUCCAGAGCCCGCCACAACAGCCCCAGUCGGGAGGCGGUCUCUCUGUGGGAGUCAUUGCCGGCAUUGCUGUGGGUGCAGUGAUGCUGCUGAUCAUUGGCGUGCUGCUGUGGUGGAGAAUCCAGAAGAAACGAGCGGCACAUGGAGCAG